GGCACUAUUAUGUGCCUCUAAAAGUAUUACAUAUGCAACACAUAUAAAUUUGCCUCGAUAAGCAUAAUUAUGUGCUUCUAAAAGUAUUAGAUUUACUACACAUACAUAAUUUGCCUCUAUAGCAAUUAAGUUUUGAAACUCCAAAAGCUUUAUAACUACUAAUGAUUCCUUUGCCGCAAUAGGUAUUAUAUAUUUUUUUCUAUAACUAUUUCAUUUUUUCAUUUUGGACUGGCGGGCUUAGUUCCCACUUCCCACUCCCAUUUCAAAUUUUUUCAUUUUCAUCUCCCACUCCCAGACCUCUUCCUUAAAAAGUUCCAAUUAGAGGGAAAGAGAGCAUAUCAUCCAUACCCCAAAUCAAUAUAUCUUCACACCCCAAACCCUUCUCCCCGUUAGUCAUCGCUAGCCCAAACCCUAGAUUUCUCCCACCGCCCUCCCAACCAUGCCGUACAAUCCGGCCGAGAGUCUCUUCCUCCAGGCGCAAGAACCAGAAGACCGCAUCUUCUUCUUGCCGGCGGCCUCUGCAUUAAUCGCUCGCCAACUAUGUAAGUCUAAUGUUCUGCUGUGCCUCUCACACACCCAUUCCUUUCCCUCGAGUUUCACCCAGUCUCCUGUUUCCUGUCCAGCGCUGGCCCCUAUUGACGGUAUUGAUUUCUUUUACCAGUUCACAGGUUCUGAGCUAAAUAUUGGGUUGGGGAAGGGGGUUCAGUUCAUUGAAAGGGACUUAGCGUAUAACCUUAUAGCAAAAAAAUUACACAUAUAAAGUAUUCUUAUUCCCAGUUUGAUGGGUUAUUUGUGGUUGGCUGGUUCAACUAUUGCAUUAGCUUGUUUUUAUUGUUUGGUUUCUCCAUUGUUAGUCCUGGAGCUUGUUCCAUUUUUCUCAUCUAGUUUGGAUUUGUGACAGUGGCUGUUUGAAGAUGUGAUUGGGUGGUGCUGUUGUCGGCUUUGUCAUCUGGAGAAGCAGUUUGUAAAGGGAUUAACGAUGGCAACUUGAUGUCUCUCCUGAGAGCUUAGAGUAAUGGUGGGUGAUGUUAAGUUUGAGUAGCUUAGGAAGCUUGGCUAGUUGUAUUUAUAUUAUGUUUUUUUUUUGCAUUCAUUUUGAAGGAACUAAGUUGAUUGCUUGGAAAUGUUUUAUGUUUGAUACUGUAAUUUUUUCAAAGUCACUGCUGCAAUUCGCUGAGCAAUCUUGUAGCUUAGCAAACUUAGCUAGUUGAUUGCACACCAGGUUGUGUCAUAGUGUUGUGUGAUUGUGUCUCACUAGUUCUGUUUUCCCUUGUCAUACUCUUUUUCUUUGGUUUCUCUGUUUCAGGUAAUGCUGCUUGAAGUGUUCUGUGCAGGCUGCAAUCUCAGGGUGCUCUACCAGAUUGUGCAGCUCUAUUUCUACUAACCCAUAGCAAGUAUGUGAAUUAUUUUCUCUUUCCCUAACUCUGUUUAUGUAUGGAAAUUUGCUCUUUUGAAAUUUGGUUGCUGCGUGCUUUGUUUUUGGACAGAAUAGGGGGAGCUUGUUAUUUCAAGUUUAUGAUGUCCCCCCUGCUCAGGCUUAUGUAAAUUGCUUUGAUUCAAGCUUAUGUAGACUGUUAUGUUCAUAUUAAAGUUCUUAUAUGAAUGAGUCAUGAGUUGCAUCAGUUUCUUUUCCUUUUUUACAACUUUAUGAACUAGUUUGCAUGCUUGUGAUAGAUGUAUUCUGCUCAAUAAUCAUUAUAAUCAUAGUCUAAUAGUGAGUUAGUUUGCCCAUAUGUUUUUUUGAAUGCCGGAGCUGCUACUGUAAUGAAAUUUGGUCCAUCAAGCACCACCUUGUGAAUGAAUGAAUGAAUAGACCAUGGAAUUUGUCAAUUCUUAACACAAUGAACCUGCAGAAUUACAGAUUGUAAUGAACUUAAAAGUUUGUUAGUUUGUUUUCUUGAAUGGAGUUUUCAAAAUAUGAGUAAGCUGACCUUUUGUUUGUAAUUUGCAGUUACACCAUUAUCCUUGCAACUAUAACAACAUAUGGUGGGAGGUUUGGAAACUUUGGCAGGUUGUAAUUUACGAGCUAUUUGCCACAUGAAUUAGCUUACAUCAAGGUUGUCAAACCGGUUUAUGCCAGUGUGCCGGUUUAGCAAGUGGAAUGGUUCAAUCGGUGGCACAUACCGGUCAAUAUUACUAUUAAAAUUAUAAAUGCUCAUAUUUAAACAUGACAUUUAACGUCAAUACCUAAGCAUUUAUACUUGAAUCGAACAAAUAACAUCAAUAUUUAAUUUUUAUACUCAUAAAAUAAAUAAUAAAAUAAUUUUAUCAAUUAAAUUCUCUAAAAUAAAUUCAUUUACUUAGAGAUUCGUAUAUCGAUCAUGCCGAUCAUACCGGUGGUGUCAUGCCGGUACCGGUUGAACCCGGUACAACUAGUGGCACGCCGGCCGGCGUGACAACCGUGGCUUACAUCAUUUUUGUAGCAGUAAAGUAGGAUUUUAUAUUCAAGCAGGUGUUGUAGUGAAAUGGCAAUAAAGAAAUAUAUAUUAUUCCAUUGUGAUUGAUAGUAGCUUGUCAGAAACUAGCUUUGUUUUUUUGUCAGUUAGAAGCUAGGAUGUACACCAGGAAACUCAGGUAUAUAUGUAUAUUAAAAAUCCUUGGUCGAAGUUGUUUAUUGUAACAUAACGAUGGAAUUCCAUGUCCCUCAGCUCGUCAUUGCUAUAUAGAUUAGUGUUAUUGUUAUCAAUGACGAUAAUAAUUCGUUGUUAACAGUACUAAAAAUGGACCAUUGUCCAUUGUUAACAACUAUCAACGACGGAAUUUGGCUCGUAAACAACAGAUUUUUCUGUCUUUAAUGACUGUUUUUCUUGUAGUGUGUAUUAGCCUCAAUAGAUUAAUUUCACAAGCAAAUCUAUUUGCCUCUAAAGAUAAUAUUAGAGGAAAAUAUUUAUGUCUUUAAUAGAGAAUACAAGGCAAAAUAAAAGUGACAUUAGCAGCUAAAAUAUUAGCUACAAAAUCUCUAAUCAGCAACAGAUAAUAUAUGCCGCUAUAUUUGCCUCUGUAGGGCUAAAGCCACUCGAGUAUUUGAGGCAAAUAAUGGUUGUAUAGAGGCAAAUUUUCAUAGUCGCUAAUAGAAGAGCUACUGGAGUGAAAAAGGAGAGCCACCUUGGGGUGAGAAAAUUAGGGCUUGAGAGAGCUUCAUUGAAGAUCCAUUCAACCCAAGGAGCAAAAGAAGGUGCAAGCAAAGGAGAAGAAGCUUGAUUUCAUCAUUCCCCUCUUCUAGUUUGUAUUUUCUUCUUCUCUCUAAUAACUUGAAUCUCUAGUGGUUGUUUAGGGUAGAUGAAUCCUAGUUGUAGGUUGUGAAUGUUUGUGUUCUGAAUGAAUGAUUGUGUUUGUCUAGUUGAUUUUAAUGUCAAUCUCUCCUAAAUGAUGACGCUUGGGUAAUUUGCCCUAAUCUUCCCUCUUAGCCUACUUUAUGCUACCGCGCUGGGUACAAAGUUAUAGGGUUAGACGGGUAUGCGCCAAAUGGCGAGUUUAGGUUAGAUCUGCCAAUGGGAGCCUAUAGUGGUCGAGGCGACCAAACCCUUGCUAUAGGUAGCCUUUAUAGAUGAAACCCGAGAUGAAACCUCUGUGUGGACGGUGGAUAGUGUCCAUUGAAAUGAGCCAUAAUUUUAAUGUCCCAGAUACGAUAGCCUAGAUCUCGGUGACUGGAACAAGGGUUUAAGGAAUGCGUAGUCGGAGGCAUGUGGAUAACCAAUAAAGCCCACGGAAAAGAGCUCACUCACCACAUUCGAUUAACCCUACUUUAAAAACUUAGCUAAGAGGAUUCGACCCUAGGAAACCAUUUCAUCUCUAGAGUUCUCCCAACCACUUGGUUGGUUGUUUAUUUUGCCUUAGGAGUAGGUUAAUUUAGCUAAAACCACUCACCAAACUUCCAUCCCGAUUAGGUAGUAGUUCGGAGCGAAGUAAUAAUUAAUACACUUAGGGCUCCCUUGGGAUACGACCGAGCCACUUUAGUACAACCGUAGCUAGGUUAGACUUGGGUUAGUUAGGAUUGAUAGAGAGUGUGUUUCGACUUUAUAAAUUUAAAGCUCGAUCGCGCACCGGAGCACGAUCAACUAUGGAUUUUGGCUCAAUGUCGUUUGGCCAAGUUUCUGCGUAGCGGGAGCGAUUUCUUGUGCACGUGAGUAUCACACAACAAGGUGGAGGUUUACUUGCAUAGUUGAGAAUUGGAGAACGAAGGAGACAAAGACGCGAAUGUGGUUACUGCGACUACGAGCAGAAGAUUGGGGUAUAAAUAUCAGGAAGAGAGAGAAGGUGUGGACGGCAAAAUCAAAUCACAAACUGCACCGUCGCAGACUUAACCUUUUUUCUCUCUAGUUCGUAGAACCGCUCUGUCAAAGAUCUCCUUUGCAGAGUCAUAGAUCGUAGACGUAGUCGUACUCGCGGAGCUCUUCAGAGGAACCUCAACAGGAGUAGAAGUAACGUAGCUUAGAAAUCCUCCUCGUUUCCUCGUUGUUCGUAGAACACCCUCGUUCGAACAUUGUUUGAAGAGGUGUGAACCGAGUAACGGUCUUUUGGUUCUUUAAUCUUGUGUUCUUGUUUUAUUUGAAAGCAUAGCGCAUUAAACACGCUAGUUUCCACAGCGAAACAAGAACUUUAGACGAUGAUUCACAUAAUAUAUGGACUUGCUGGCAUGUGUACCAUGUACAGCAAACGAAUAAUGGAUAUUGAAUUCAGGGAAGAGAUUUGAUUCCAGAGCAUCAAACAACGCAACGUAACUUUCUUCUGUGGCCAGGCCAGGCCAUGAUCAGUAUUCAGUAGUUCAGUAGUUCAACCCAAGAGAUUUGCUUACCAGUUCUCUCUCUCUCUCUCUCUCUCUCUCUCUCUCUCUCUCUCUCUCUCUCUCUCUCUCGUCAUUUUUGUUGUUUGCAUCAAUUUUGAGUCAUAUGACAAGUCCCAGUCGAAAAUGUGGAGCCCAUAGCUCAGUGGAGAAGUUCAACUAAAGAAAGAAAAGCACUGAAUACACCAAGUAUUACGCCUACUGUUCACUGCUAGCUGACGCUGACAUACAUAGCCCUCAUGCCUCCUCCUGGCCUCUUCGCUUGGCUUAACUUGUUCAUAAAUCAUGACUCCCCUCGCUCAACUCAACUACCUCCCACUUCCCACGUUAAAUGCUAUCUCUAUUUUCAACCUUUACCAACCUACCUAGCAUGGUAACAACUAUAAUCCAUCUGCUAGCACAGCGUUAUGAAUGUUGAUGCCAAUUUGUGAAUACGAUGAAUCAAGUUCAACUACUGGCUAGUAUUACAUGUUGCUCUUGGCCUGGUAAAAACCCUCUACGGGUCGUUUGUUUCAUGUUGCUUGUUGUAUUUGAUUAUGAAUUUUGUUUGAUUAGCUUUGUGGAUAUGAAAUAUAAAUGGUUGGCGAGGAGGCGAUGAACAGUGGACCAGUGGAGGAGGAUCGUGGAUAUGAAAUGGUGGAACAGGUUCUUUAGGUUUUGCCGACAAUGACGGCGGCGCGGCGCGAUGAAGGGCUGGAGAAGCGGGGGUCGAGUGAGGAGAGAGGAGACCAAGAGAUUUUUGUUUCUUAUAAUUUCUGUUAGUUUAUUCAUUUUUAUGUAAAAAUAAAUAAUAAAAUUCCACGUCAGAUGCCACAUCAACGCUGACUAGGCUUUCUGUUAACAACUAACGGUCAACGGCAGUCAACUCUAACGGAAAAAUAGUUUAAGACACAAAUGUAAUGUCGAAUACUUUAUGACACAAAUGACACAUUCUUAAUAGUUCGGGUUUCCUAGUGGUAUUAGCCCUAGAUUUUAAUCCAUCACUCAAAUCCCACUUCAAGAGGUGGAACUUCCGAAUUCGUGAAGUCCACGGAUUUGGACCCCCAAAGUCUGUGGGCCUCACAGACUCCAUCUUCCUAAUUCUCUAAGACAAACAAUGAAUUUCAGUUCAAGUCCAUGAUAGAUAGAUUUUCAUGAUCAAAUCUAUCGUCAAAAUCCUAAGCACACUACCUGUAAACCAAAGCGUGCAGAUGAACAAGCAUUAUUGAAUAGGCACAUGGUGAAUCACUUUACUUCAACACUUUUAACAAAUUAACCAUAAGGAUCUUAUCAACUUCCCCUAGAUAAUAAUAGUAAAUUACAAUACAAGAAAACUUAGCUAGAUUAGAUAGUUGCAUCGAAAUUUUAAAUGUAACGCUUAGAGGGGGAUGAUAUAUAAUACCCGUUCUUAGAUGGGGUUUGGUACUCAUCAGUGAGAAAGGCUAAUAAUUAUUAAUUAAAAGAUGAUUAGUAAAAUUAACGCUAAUUGAGGAGGAUUAACUGCAUGCAUGCAUGCAAGCAUAUGUUUAAUUCACCAUAAUUAAACCAAUUGCCUUCCACAACAAUAUAAUAAUAAUAAUUAAUACAGAUGCUUGCUUUGGGGUGACAUAAAACUUGUCCUUAAUUUUUGUGGACUUCGAUAAGUUCACCCACUUAAGAAGAAGAGUGAGCUUGACGAUGCUGAAGAAGAAGACGAGGCAGCCGUGCCUUGAUGAUACGGCCUUUGCUUGAAGCAGUCCAGAAACAUCCUGGGAGGCGACACAGCCACCGUCACCGACGACGAAGAUUGAACACCGGAGUCCGACGGCGACCCUGCGCCAGCAAAGAUUUUUCAAAACGCAGGGAAGUAAUAAGAUAGCUAGCUUAAUUAAUUAUGGAUUCUGUUGAUGAUUAUCCUCACUUGCAGUAGUGAGGUUAUGAGAAGGAGAGUCGUCGGCGGGCCCGGUUUCCUUGAGUGCCGCUGCUGCCUCCUGGCUCUGCUGCAGGGUGUUAACGGCGUUCUGGUGCGACUUUCGCCUGCGACGGUUGUGAUCAGCGAGUCUCUUUCUGCAGCUCCGCUUCCCGUUGUCAAACUCCGUCAGAACAUGGAAUCUGACCAAUCCAAAAAGGGCGUUGGUUAACUUGAACAAAUAAUUAAUAUAUUAGCUAAAGAUCAUAAUUUUCAUUAUUACUAUAAUUAAGAUAUUAUUAGAUAUGGUUAGUAGUCAUUGAGUCGUAUUAGAAUAGUCUAUUAGGUUGUUCCUUCAUUUAUAAUGAAUCAAGAACAUACCUGUUAUCUCAAUCCUCUUAAUUCCAGAUCUCAAUCCUUCUAAAAACCUAGACCGAUUCACUAUCCUUCUCUUCUCAAAUCCCUAAUUCUAGAAAUCGGCUCUAUGUCAUCGUUAUGAUUCUGAGUUAUAAUAACUCGUGUUGUGGGAGACAAAUGCCCUUGGUACGGCCCCCGAAUAGAUGUGGAGGGUGUUUCCGUCAUUUCGUUUCGCGCUAGCUAGAAGGCAGGAAGAUAUGAUCUCCCGACGAUGCGAAUAAUUAACUG
Linum trigynum is the source of this 7295-nucleotide messenger RNA. Lineage: Eukaryota; Viridiplantae; Streptophyta; Magnoliopsida; Malpighiales; Linaceae. The record is from the annotation of a GenBank genome assembly.